Messenger RNA from Theileria parva strain Muguga, 620 nucleotides. RefSeq names its product Mitochondrial large subunit ribosomal protein (Img2) family protein. Gene Ontology annotation, cellular component: mitochondrial large ribosomal subunit; ribosome. Gene Ontology annotation, biological process: translation. The record is from RefSeq and is a predicted model, not a curated record. NCBI's taxonomy places the organism in Eukaryota, Apicomplexa, Aconoidasida, Piroplasmida, Theileriidae. Bases 62 to 412 code for a protein of 116 amino acids. Gene Ontology annotation, molecular function: structural constituent of ribosome. The transcript is spliced from 4 exons.
AUUAUAUUGUAUAUAUUAUUAUAUCAUGUGUAUGUCAUAAUAUAAUGUACUGUGGAUUAUAAUGUAUGGAGGAUUAUUUUCAGUUUGGAGGUUUAAUGGGUUUUAUUUAAAUCAGUUGAGAAGUAUUGUGCAGUCGAGUUUUGCCAAAAGCAGUAAAUCUAAGAAAACCAAUAACCUUCCAUUCAAGGUAACCAGGACACCCUCUGGUAACCUGGCGGUUUAUUUAAAGAUAAGGGCUCAUGGAACAGUUUUGUAUACGGUAGUGAGACACAUUUAUGGCGAUGUUCAGGCCAUGAAGGAGCAGCUAAGAAUCCUCUGUGAAUCACCUGUUCGGGAGCGAGUUGGAAGUCUUGAAGUUCAAGGAAUGCAUGUAAAAAAGAUUAAAAAAUGGCUAGUUAGUUGCGGGUACUAAAACUAUUAUAUGAAGUGUAAAAAAGAAGAUUAGUUGUUAGAGGAUAAGAGUCCUUCCUCUCUCAGAAGCCUGUUGACAGUCUCGUCAGCAUCGCCCCUCUGCCUCAUUUCAGGACUCAAAGCCAAGCUGAAGUUUGUGUUGUUGUAAACGCCUCUUUCAUCAACCUAAUAAAUUUAUAAUUUAAUUUAUAAAUAUACUAAUAUAUAAG